UUUCCUGUCACCUUAUAGCUGCAGUUACGUCACGUUGGCAGAGGUGUCAAAGUAUUUCAUUGACAUGUAAGAGGCUUUUCUGUUUUUAUGACUGCCUAUUGCUGACAAGGCCAGCCACGUAGACAAUCUCACUUCCAAAAACCAAAAAUCGAAAGGAAAAAAAAAAAGGCGCGGUGGUCUUCUCUUCUUUCCCAAAUCAAACCGCUUCACAGAGGAAUCAGUUCAAUGACGGCGACGGAGAAGCCAGUGAUGGUGAUCGGAAUCGACGACGGCGAAUACGCAACCGGCGCUCUGGAGUGGACAUUAGACCACUUCUUCUCUUCAACCAUAAAUCCUCCUCCCUUCAACCUCAUCCUCCUCCACGUCAAGCCCAUUCCCGAAGUCUUCGUCGAUGUCGCCGGUCCAGGAAUGGUUUUGGGGUCUGCUCCUGGAAUAUACCAAGUUUUGGACCAGAAUUUGAAGAAGAAAGCAGAGAGAAUCAAGGAGAAAGCGAGAGAGAUCUGUGCGGCUAAAUCGGUUUUUGAUGUUGAAUUCGUAGAUGAAGAAGGAGAUGCUAGGUAUGUACUGUGCGAGGCGGUUAAUAAAUACGGUGCUUCAAUGUUGGUGGUGGGAAGCCAUGGCUAUGGAGCCAUUAAAAGGGCGUUCUUAGGGAGUGUGAGUGAUUAUUGCGCUCACCAUGCUCCAUGCACCGUCACAAUUGUGAAGCCUAAACCCAACACCUGAAUAAUAAAUAAAAUCCCAAGUUAAGUUGCUUCUUAGUAUAUAUUAUAAAUAAAAUAAAUGCAUAUUUCUUUACUCUUUUUUCCCCUUUCUUUGAGAAAUAUAUCUUUGUAAAUUAUUUAGAGUAUGUCUAUAAUAAUAAUAAUAAUGAAGCAGCUGGUCAAGGUUUGUUGAAUUCAGUCAAAAUCUUAGAAUAGCUCAACUUGAAUAAAAUUUGUACUAUUAGUUCUCGAGAUUAAAUGUUCAAUUCUCUCAUCCACAUAAUUUUUUAAAAAGUAAAAUAUUGAUAUACAUAUACAAACAUUUUAGAACUAUAUUGAGAAGGGCGAUUAAAAUGAAUAAUGUACCAACAUACUUUAAAAGAAUUCAAAUCUUUUAAGGGAGGGGUAAAACAUGGUAGAGGAAAUAAUUUUAAUUUUCAAAAAUCAAAAUAAAAAAUUGAAUGGUUAUCAAACUAGGUUUACAUUAGGAGUGUAAGUGGGCCAGAUUUUGUACAGACGUUAACCGACCUGACCCGUUUCAUUUUCGGUAUGAAGCGAGUCGAGUUAAAUGAAUCUCAAAUUUCUAUCUUUUCUUUCAAAGUUAGUUCAUUUUGCAUAUAGAGGCAGUGAAGUGAUUUUCAAUUUCGGGUCUAGAGGUGGUAAAGCACUGAAGUGAUUCUGAGUGUGUCAGGGAUAGACUUUAAGGAUGUGAUGUCGGUUGGCAAAAAACCUUAAUCUAACUUAACUUAGCUAUUUGGUUCAUCAAACUAGGGACCUAACUGAACCAAAUCUUAUUUUGGUUCGGUUCGAUUUCAUUCUAAUUUUAAUUAAAAAAAAAAAAAAAAGUAACCAUAACUUAACUAGUUUGGCCCAUUUGGUUCAGUUUGAAUUUUGGCACUCCUAGUCUAAAUUGUAACCAAACGAGGCUUUAAGAAUUAAUUAGACACUAAUUUUGAGUUUCUAACUUUUUGGUGGAUAAUAUAUACUUCAAUCAAUUAAGUUAUAUUCAAGUUGGCUACCAUAUAUGAAAUUACCAAAGACAAAAUGUGCUACACAAGUUUUAAAGUCUACUUGGAUGCGGUUAAAAGUUAAUAUUAAAAUUUAAUGAGUCAUCAUAGGUUGCCCUAGUAGUUGAUAAGAAUCAUGCAAAUAAUAAAGAGUUUAGACAAAAUGAAUUAAAUUAUAGUUGUGAACUUUAAAGAGUUAUAAUAUGUUUACAACUUUAAUUUUGAAAACAUAAAUUUGAAAGUAAGGAAUUAAAUGGAAACGAAAUUGUGUUUUAUGAUUUCCUAUAUAUGUUUGGUAGCAAAUUCUGAAAUUAGAUUCUACUCUAAACAAUUGUAUAAAUUGUAUUUCAUGAUUUCAUAUAUAUGUUUGGUGACAAAUUCAGAAAUUAAAUUUUACUUAAACAA
Molecule: messenger RNA, 2113 nt
Organism: Benincasa hispida (wax gourd)
Lineage: Eukaryota; Viridiplantae; Streptophyta; Magnoliopsida; Cucurbitales; Cucurbitaceae
Product: universal stress protein PHOS32-like
Source: RefSeq, a predicted model, not a curated record